Molecule: messenger RNA, 955 nt
Organism: Nanorana parkeri
Lineage: Eukaryota; Metazoa; Chordata; Amphibia; Anura; Dicroglossidae
Product: 1-phosphatidylinositol 3-phosphate 5-kinase-like
Exons: 4
Biological process (GO): phosphatidylinositol metabolic process
Molecular function (GO): 1-phosphatidylinositol-3-phosphate 5-kinase activity
Source: RefSeq, a predicted model, not a curated record
AGACCAACAGCACUGGCUAAGAUUCUAGGAGUGUACAGGAUUGGUUACAAGAAUUCCCAGAACAACACAGAGAAGAAGUUGGAUCUGCUAGUCAUGGAAAACCUGUUUUAUGGCAGAAAAAUGGCACAGGUUUUUGAUCUAAAAGGUUCAUUGAGGAACCGGAAUGUAAAGACAGACACGGGAAAGGAGAGCUGUGAUGUUGUGUUGCUGGAUGAAAAUCUUUUAAAACUGGUGCGUGACAACCCCCUGUACAUCCGGUCACAUUGCAAAACUGUUCUCCGAGCUUCUAUACACAGUGACUCCCACUUCCUAUCCAGCCACCUGAUCAUUGACUACUCUCUCUUAGUGGGACGGGAUGACACCACUGACGAACUUGUAGUUGGAAUCAUUGAUUACAUCAGAACAUUCACAUGGGACAAGAAACUUGAGAUGGUUGUCAAAUCUACUGGCAUCUUGGGUGGUCAAGGUAAGAUGCCAACUGUGGUAUCCCCAGAGCUGUAUCGGACUCGAUUCUGUGAAGCAAUGGAUAAGUAUUUUCUGAUGGUACCUGACCACUGGACGGGUCUUGGAGGCAACUGCUAGUUCAGAAGACCAGACAUUUUUCCUAGAAGUUAUCUUUACAGCACAAAAGAACUUUAGUCAAUAUUUUCUUCUUAGAUUUUAUCUGUAUCUUUACAGCUUUUUAAUUACAAAUGUAGAAUAUUGAUGGGAUGUGUAAAAACCAAAUUUAAUUGUUUAUACAUAAAGAAAAUUGGGACUUGUUUUACAACACUGUAGAUCUAUAUCUGUAAAUACCUGUUUUGGAAUGAGGACCAUGAGUAAAUGGAAUUCUGUUUUAAGAGAACUUUUCUUGAGUAACAGAAAAUGAUAAUAUGGUGGCUGUUGUGCAGCCAGUAUCUUCAAAUUCCCCAUGUAUAGCUUCAAGAUCGUCUCCUGUAUAUUUAUGUGAGACAUU